AUGUUAAGCAGUAUUUGUCACGAGAUAUGCAAAAUUGAAACAAAUUCAAACAGUGUCGAUUCUCAUAAUGAAUGUGGUUCAUCACGACAAGCUUGUGAUAAUUAUGAACUACAACAGAUGCUCAUAAAAAUAAAACAAGAAGAUAUAUUCGGUGUACAUACUGUGCAAUUUCGUAAACUUUUAUCGGGCAAAAUUAUCCAUCAUGAUAUCAUUGAAAAUAUAUCCACAUCGUUCAUUAGAGGUCAAGAAGCCAUGUUGAAUUACAUAGAAGAUCGUCUCGUGAAAAAAAAUAUUGAUAUUUCAACAACAUUGAAAGGAAUGAGAUUUUUAAAAUUAAGUGAUGCUGAUACUUAUAUAUCUGGAAAACAAACUAAUGGCAAAAAAAGUCGUUUACUGAACAUUCAAUCUAAAGAUUUAUCAAAAGUUUUACAUUCAGUAGAUCGACUUAUGCGUGAUAGUUUCAUUAUUGGUGAACAAAGAGACAUACCAUUGUCAUCUAUAUUUUGUCAUGAAUUUACUCCAGCACCUCUAUCACUAUGCCAGAUAAACAAUUAUAAUAUCAUGAAUCAACAAAAGAAGCAUAUCGCCAUUGAUUAUAUAAGAUCCAUAUUUCCUUCAUCAUUUUCAUCUUCAAUGCCGAACAUUAGUGGUAUAAAAGCUCUAGUAAUAGACGGUGGAACAAUGCUCGAAACGAAACCAGUUGGAAGAUCCAUUACAGUUCGUCAAUAUGCAAAUCAGUUGCUGAAAACAGUAAGAAUGAAUUGA
Molecule: messenger RNA, 765 nt
Organism: Rotaria sp. Silwood2
Lineage: Eukaryota; Metazoa; Rotifera; Eurotatoria; Philodinida; Philodinidae
Source: the annotation of a GenBank genome assembly